GCGAACGUGGUAGCACAGCUUGAAUCACUUCAAACUGCGAAAGAAAAGCCAAGCGACAGCGGCAAUUUGAAAAUUCGAAAAGGAAAUCGGGUGCGGAGCGGUUAAUUUAAUUGAAAAUAAUAAAAUCGAGUUAUUAUUGUACGUUGCGCUUUCCAAUUUCGAGCGAAACAUAAUCGCGCCCAGUGUGAAAAAAAGGAAAACGCUCCGUCGAGUGAAAUUAAUUUGACAAAACUCCACCGUCCGCCCAUUCGACUCCGUGGUCAAGUGCCUGACAAUUGUGCAACCUCAAGACUCUUAACCUUAACAAUUAUAUUUCGGCCACAAAAACUAUUGGCACAAAUCAGUUCGAUCCGAGUGCUCGCUAACUCACUUUUACCUGCAGCAGUAAAAAAUUAAGCAAAAAGCGCGCCUUUGAAAACGAAAGCAAAACACAAGUUCAAUUCAAAGCCCCCCACGCUUUGCCAAACUCAAGUGGCAGCCCCCAGAAGACAGUAGACCGAAGACAGUAGACCGAAGACAGAAGACAGCAAAAUGGUUGAGAAAACAGAAAUGUCGAAAUUCGUUGGCGUUGCCGACAUAACCGAGAACAAGAAAAUCUGGCGCAUGCUGUUCGGCGAACUGGUGGGCACAUUUUUCUUGGUCUUUGUCGGCGUUGGCAGCACGACGAGCGGAAGUGUACCACAAAUCGCAUUCACCUUUGGCUUGACGGUGGCCACAAUCGCCCAGGGCUUGGGUCACCUGAGUGGCUGCCACAUCAACCCGGCGGUGACCCUCGGCUUCCUGAUCGUCGGCGAGAUGAGCAUCCUGAAGGCGGCCUUCUACAUCAUCGUCCAGCUGGUGGGCGCCAUCGCAGGAGCGGCUGUGAUCAAGGUGGCUCUUAAUGGACUGGUUGGCUCUGGGCUGGGUGUCUCCAGCUUCGAUCCUUCCCUGGACUGCGCCCAGGCGGUGCUCAUCGAGGCGCUGAUCACCUUCAUCCUGGUGUUCGUGGUGAAGGCGGUUUCGGAUUCUGGUCGUCAGGACAUCAAGGGAUCCGCGCCUCUGGCCGUGGGUUUGGCCAUUACAGCAGGACAUCUGUGUGCAAUCAAACUGAGUGGCGCCAGCAUGAAUCCCGCCCGAUCCUUUGGCCCCGCUGUGGUGCAGGGCGUCUGGACCUACCACUGGGUGUACUGGGUGGGUCCCAUCGCCGGAGGCCUUCUGGCCGGACUCGUCUAUCGGUUCAUCUUUAAGGUACGCAAGGGCGACGAUGAGGCCGACUCGUACGACUUCUAGGCGGAAGUCGAACCCUACCUUACAUGUUCUUGUAAAUGUCCGCACCCGCUUCCCAUCCGCAUUCCGCAUCGCCCAUUCGCUUUCCAUCCAGCCAGGGUCCCAUCGAAUCCGUUGCCGAAAUUUCUCUUAGAUUAGGUUCGCUCCACCACCAAACAAUCAAACAAACAAACAAACACCACCAACCAGAGCCUUUCACGCAAAUGUAACAUUUUUAUUUGUUAAAAAAUAAAAACCACGCAAGUGUCUUAUUUUAAUUGUAACGCGAGAAUAGCACGUGAAUAAUGCAAUAUUGUAUUUGAGUAAUUUUAAGCUAAAUUAUAUGCACAACAUCAUUACGCGAAUCGAAGGAAAACUGUAUUGAAGCUUAACUAAAUUGUACCUCGAAAGCACUUUCCCAUGGGAGCUCGAAUUCCCAAUUCUUGUUGAGCACCUACGAAUUGUAUUAUGACUAUGUGUAAUAAAAAAUAUUAAGAAAAUACAA
Messenger RNA from Drosophila ficusphila, 1750 nucleotides. It is a transcript of the gene Drip, whose product is annotated as aquaporin. The transcript has 4 exons. The coding region runs from base 532 to 1269 and encodes 245 amino acids. The record is from RefSeq and is a predicted model, not a curated record. Gene Ontology annotation, cellular component: plasma membrane. Gene Ontology annotation, molecular function: water channel activity. Lineage: Eukaryota; Metazoa; Arthropoda; Insecta; Diptera; Drosophilidae. Gene Ontology annotation, biological process: transmembrane transport.